Messenger RNA from Rhizopus microsporus ATCC 52813, 2543 nucleotides. RefSeq lists its product as uncharacterized. Lineage: Eukaryota; Fungi; Mucoromycota; Mucoromycetes; Mucorales; Rhizopodaceae. Gene Ontology annotation, cellular component: cytoplasm. The transcript has 14 exons. The record is from RefSeq and is a predicted model, not a curated record. The coding region runs from base 271 to 2190 and encodes 639 amino acids.
AUAUUAUUCUACGGCUGACUUUUAUCGUUUAUUAGCUCUCAUUAUAUGACAGCUUCCAUCUGAUAUUUUUGGUAUAGCAGAAUAUAGCUAAAGAAUUUAUUUUCGUAUGCUAUCCUUCACAUUUAUAUCGUCAUAUCAAAUAUUGUUUUCAUUCGCUAGGGUAAUUUCUAUUUUUACAGGCAAAGUGCCUAACCCGUCAUCAUCUCAAAUUAAAGCACGGAAAGGGAUUACCUAAAGUGCAAAUAUCGUAAUUUACCUUUUUCUUUCAAGAUGGCUGAAUCACUGGAUAAAAACACAGAUCGUCAAAUUGCAGCAGUCUUAGUCGUCGGCUUUCACCAUGCUUUCGGUCCUAUUGUUGAAUUUUGCAUACCACCUUUGCCAUGUCAAAAGAUAACACAACAACAAACACUCGAGAAACUAGAAUUGCCAGAAGAAUGGAGCUUUUUACCUUUUCUAGCUUUACCUGAUGGUGCUCACCAAAAGGACGAAGACUUUGCUUAUUUUCAUCUACCUCCAGUACCAAGCUGGUCAGUGGCUGCUGAAACAACAUUGUUUGGGAUAUCGUGUAAUAGACAGAUAGCAUCCAAGGAUUUGAUUGUAAAGACACCAGACAUCACUAGAUCCAUUGUGCAAAAGGCUGUAGUUGUGUUGGCUAGACAACCAAUAUUUGGCCCGCUCAGGCAAAAGCUAGCAGUUAUCACAGCCGCUUGGUUCAACCAACGUGAUUUUACAAAGCUUGAUAUUCUACAUAACCUUUAUAGCAGUCUAAAUAAUGCAUUUUAUGGGCCAAUUGACGAUUCAACAUUGUAUAUGGGUACUUCAUUACGCGAGCUUGUGUAUAAAUUCAGAUCAAAAACAUUAAUGCUCUUGAAACUACUGUUACUUGAAAAAAGAAUUCUCUUUUAUGGAUACCCUGUAGAAAAGCUAUGUACGUUUCAGUACUCACUUAUAUCGCUUGUACCUGGUUUGUUGAGGAACUUGAAGGAUUCAGGGAGCCCAGAUUUAGAUACAACUCAGCUCAGUACAGCAGAAAUACUUGUUGAUGGAAGUAAAGAGAGUUUACUAAAGUAUAUGGGAUUACCACUGCACAUCUUUGAAAAAGGCUCCUUUUUUCAACCAUACGUGCCUCUUCAGCAGAUCGAUAUGUUAUCAUCGGAUCAAACACAUUCAUAUAUUGCAGGGACAACCAAUCAAAUAUUCUUUCAUCAUAAAAGUGAUACAAAGAUUGAUGUGCUUGUCAACGUAGAGACAGGCACACUCGAAUUCUAUAAUCAAUCCCUUGUUGCAUGUGUUAGCCAUACGAUUGCAGAUAGAAGAUGGAUGGAAAGUAUAGUCAGAGUAGUGAAUGAUACAUGGAGCCAAAAUGAUCCUAGUCAUCCUAUGCAAAACACGUAUCUAGGCUCUGAUGAUUAUCUUAGAGCCAGAUUUGAGGAAUAUAUCUUAUCACUCUUAUCCAGUGUGAAAUAUGCGCAGGCGCACCAUCAACUGGAUGAUGUUUUGGACAACCUAGGUUCAGAAACUGUGAUGGGGGAAAAUGAAGAGCAUAACUAUUUAACUGAUUAUGGAAUGAAAUGGCUUAGAGCUUGGUGGCAAACCAACAAUUUCAAGAAAUGGAAUCAAUAUACUGAUUAUGAAAUAUAUGAAAUCGUAGAGCCUGGGCAUCCAGGAAUGGGCCAUAUAUCUAUGACCGAUCUUCAAAAUACGUUGUCAAAUCGAUUACGCGACUUGCAGCUAAAUCAGAACUUGGCUCCUAUUCGAAAUACUCUAUCAAAAGCCGUAUCAGGCGGUGCAAAGGUUGUGUCAAAAGGUAGUACCAAGUUUAUGAAGGGCGUUGACGCAUUUUGGAACGAGCUUGAAAGAUCUUCAUCAGAAACAACACGUAAUGGAGAGCCCUCUUCUUCUGCUACUACAGUCACUUCUACUGCUGCAGCAACGCAGCAAGUAGGUAAGCUAUUUUCAAAUUUUUCAUCCUUCUUGUCCAGAAAAACAAAAGAAUUUUCACAGACUAUGGAGGAAGCUGUAUCCUCUGAUAGUAACGCAUCCUCUCCUUCAAGUCGGCGCACAUCGAAGAUAGCCUCAAUCAAACGGAAGCCUGGUGAUGAUGAUACAAGCUCUGCAUUUAUUAAUGUGGAUUAUCCUGGUUCUGCUAAAGAUGAUGAAUAUACUGAUAACAAAACCUUGAAUAUAUAAGAUACCUUUUUACUAAAUCCAAAUAGAAAGCACCUGUCACUAUUGUAUUAUUUCACUUAAAGUAUUACUUUAAGUCUUAAAUUGAAUAAAUACCCUUCGACAUCAGAGCUGCAGUUUGUGAAUGCUCAUGGCGUAUGUAUUUGAGUAGCAAGAUAUGCCAUGUAGGGCUCAUUCUAUUCGUUCUUUGACUAUACUAUUGACUAAAAAUCAUCUGCGUUGAAUCUCUUUGGUCAGCAUCAGUGACUGUAGAUAUGUUUUCAUCCGUUCAACGCAUGUUUGACAAAAUAAGCACAGUGAAGUAAUUUCUAAAUAUUCGGAGUCUAGACCGCUUUUUUUGGGUUGCAUAAAAGCCA